AUGAAAAGUGAAGGAAGUAGCGAUGAGUCCAAACUCACCUGCAAUAUAUGCCAGCAGACUAUAAAACACUCCUAUUCUUUAGAAAGGCACAUAAAAGUUGUCCAUUAUGGUUUCAGACCUUUUAAAUGCGAUUGUGGCAAAAGCUUUGCCACGAGGGAGCAAUUAACUCGACAUCAUAACAGCAAACACUCAGAAGAGAAGCCAUUUGUGUGUGAAAAAGGCUGCAACAAAGCAUUUGCUUCUUAUAGUGCUCGGUCUUAUCACCAUAAUAUUGUCCAUGAAAAGCAAAAAUUCAAGUGCCCUAUGCUCGGUUGUAGCAAAGAGUAUUCGUCAAUGCAUCAUUUGAGGAAUCAUCAAGCCAAGCCUCAUGAUCCACUUAUACAAAUUCUUAAUUCAAUUAAAUGGUUACCUUAA
Molecule: messenger RNA, 414 nt
Organism: Blepharisma stoltei
Lineage: Eukaryota; Ciliophora; Heterotrichea; Heterotrichida; Blepharismidae
Source: the annotation of a GenBank genome assembly